Molecule: messenger RNA, 3892 nt
Organism: Paralichthys olivaceus (Japanese flounder)
Lineage: Eukaryota; Metazoa; Chordata; Actinopteri; Pleuronectiformes; Paralichthyidae
Product: piggyBac transposable element-derived protein 4-like
Source: RefSeq, a predicted model, not a curated record
UCCCACGGGAACCGGUUCCACUUCACACCACAAAAAACCUUCCUCAGAGGAGAAGAAUCAGAUCUCUGUCAGACUUUAGACAUGUUUCUGUCACAGUCUGAGGAUGAAUUAGAGGAGCUCGGUUCGGAUUCAGACUCUGGGAGCAGCACUUGCAGCCCGGAGGAGGAAGAGGAGGAGGAAGGCUUCACUCCUGGAGGGGUGAGCAGAGGAUCAGAACAGGAUGACUUCACUGAUGAGGAAAGUUCAGAUGCAGAGUGGAAUAACACGCCCACAAAGAGAAGAGCUUCUGGAAAGCGUUGCCGCUCCAUCUCUGUUUCUCCAGCAGCGUCGCACCUCAAGUCCCCAUCCAAAAACUGUGAGCAUCGACCCUGCAAAAAGAAGUUCCAUGAUGCAACUAAAGGCGCCUCCUCCCCUCGUACUCGUGGGACAUUCUCCUCUCCACGCCGAAAGAGUGACAGCGGGAAGAAACAAACAGCAAGACGGCUUGUGGUUGAGGAAGAAGAUGGAGCGGAUGAUGAUGGAGGCCGGUGGCGGAACGUCAGUGAGGAAGAUGUCGAGCCUCCUCAACCCCGGUUCAGACCUGAGAGGGACGUAGGGCCGCAGCUGAACAGAACUGCAAAUUACACGCCGCUUGAACUCUUCCAGCUGUUCUUCUCCACGACUGUAAUCAGCACAUUAGUGAGAAACACCAAUGCCUAUGGCAAGAAGAAAUAUCAAGGCCACAGGGAAAACUGGGUCCAGGUCACAGCAGCAGACAUGUACUCCUUCAUCAGCCUUGUCCUCUACAUGGGUAUCGUCCCGCUAAAAACUCUGAAAGAGUUCUGGAGAGGGUCUCAGCUGUUCAGCCUGCCGUUCCCUGCCUCCGUCAUGCCCUGCAGACGCUUCCUAGCCAUUUCCCGCAGCCUACACAUGAAUGAUCCUGCCGUCGAAGCAGCAAAUGACAAAAAGAAAGGGACACCAGCUUAUGACAGACUAUGCAAAAUAAAGCCCCUCUAUCAGCAGAUCUUGGAGGCCUGCUACACUUUCUUUCACCCUCACCAGCACAUCUCCAUAGAUGAACGUAUGGUGGCGAGUAAAGCCAGGAUUGGGCUCAAGCAGUAUAUUAGAAACAAGCCUACUAAAUGGGGCUUUAAGCUUUUUGUUUUAGCCGACUCGGCGUGUGGCUACACCCUUAACUUUUUCGUGUACGGAGGGAAAGAGGGUGAACCCACAGGGAAGGGGCUAAGCUAUGAUGCUGUCAUGAGACUGCUGAAAAUACCCUUUCUAGGCAAAGGAUAUAAGCUCUAUGUGGACAACUAUUACACCAGUCCAACACUAUUCCUUGACCUCCUUCAGAGGAAAAUCUGGGCGUGUGGCACUGUGCGUUCCAAUGUCGCUGGUUACCCCAAAAUGAAAAAGAAUGACAUGGACAAGAAAACAAAAAAGGGAACUAUCCGGUGGAUCAGAAACGGGAAGCUGUUGUUUGUCAAGUGGUUGGACGCCCGCGAGGUAACAAUGUGCUCCACUAUGCACAAAGCCUACAGCGACGACACGGCAAAACGCAGAGUGAAAAACACAGACGGACAGUGGACAGUGAAGCAGGUGCCUAUUCCAGGCUCCAUCAAAGAUUACAACCGGCACAUGGGCGGUGUCGACUUGUCGGAUGCGCUCAUCGGAUAUUACAAAGUCCUCCACAAGACCCAGAAAUGGUACAAAACUCUGUUUUAUCAUUUUGUGGACAUAGCCACUGUGAACUCUUUCAUCCUCCAUAAAGAAAUGUGCAAACUACAGAACCGGCCUAUAAUUACACAGAAAACCUUCAGGGAACAACUGAUUUUGUCGCUGGCUGAGAUUGGGUCCAGUCCGCGCCGGUCGGCUCCUCAAAACUUUAUGUUGCCUGCUUCUCCACUCAAAGUCCCACCGACCUCCCAAACAACCCCGUCCUCAGUGGCCUCUGCCCCCGAUGUGCCGUCAGCCUACACAUCUGCAGGAACCCCUAGAUCUCGAUCUAAAGCGCCACCUCCUUCUCUGUCCGUCGAUGUGCCCCCCACAGCAGCUUCUGGUGCUUCAGGUUUAGGGCACCUACCAUCUUACUUUGUGGAACAAAUGAGCAACGUGGCCCCCAGAAAUCGGGCCACCGCCGGCAGACGGGCAUGUGUGGUCUGCAAGAGAAAGUCCCCGGUCUAUUGCAGCACCUGCCAAAAAACACUUUGUUUUACUACUUCGAGGAACUGCUACAGUGAGUGGCACAGAUGCAACAACAUCUGUAUGUGAGAGCUAGACAGUGUAAAGGUGAUGGCGGCAGCAAACGUAUUUAUAAAGCAUCUUCAAUCAAUCAGUUGGUAUUACAUAAACAUGUGCCUUCGGCCACCACUAGUGCACAAGUGUUUGGUUUCCUUGCCAACUUCUCCUGUAUGCCCAUGAUGUACCAUGAUUAUGCUCGUUCAACUAUACCCCCGAGACGUCUGAAAUGUCCAGGGACAAAAGAUAAAGAAGAUAUUGAUGUGAUAUUGAGGCUUCUCUUCUCUAUCUCUUUAAUACCCUUUCAAAUACCUUUAAGUGUCUUAUCUCGACAAUGUUACUCCCCUUGUUGCAGGGGCCUCCUGAUCUGUGAAGGCUUUAGUUAGCUGGUCUUUAACUAACCCGGCGUUAGACGGACACGUGACCCAAGAGACAGUGAUUAAAAGUGGACGACGUAUUCUUAUGGAGAAGGUGCCAUGGAAUUGAAUUUAAAAUCGUAUCUCACAUCUACUAGGACUGAUUUCAAUGCUUUAAUAUAUGUUUAAAUCAAAUAAGGGUGACGGUCCGGUUGAGACGCACUCAACAGUGUCUGGAAGACUGCUGUGAAACCAGAAGCCUCAUUUCAUCUGCUUUUAUUUGAAAAAACUGGAGAUUGACAGUUGAUUUUAUAUUUACAUGUGCAUUAGUUUCACCAUUAUGACCUUUUCCUCCAUUUUAUAUUUCGAAUAUAAUGUUUACAUAAAACAUAAGAGUUACUGCUUAUUCAGAUGUUUGUUUCACCAUCCAGGUUUUUGGGUUGUGUGGUUGGCACAGAGAUGUGUUUUGACUAUUUGGCAUCACAGCUAAUCUUUGACAUUUCCACCUACCUCAGCAGGCGAGGAUGAAGCCAACUUGUUUUCUGGCUGCAUUUAACAUGCUCAGCUAGAUUUGGUUUCGUGGGCUCGACUUCCAGGGACCACAAUAAUAUGACUCAAGCUGAGGAUGCAGCAGCACAGAUUGCAGAAAGUAAUUAAAAAUUAGUAUAAGGUGUUUUUUUAUUUUUUUUUUAUUAACCAGUAUUUGGAUUCCUGAAAUCUAAAUGUUUACACUCACUUACUUCAUAAAACAGUAAACACACUUGAUUGAUUACAGUUCACGUGAUGGACUCUACCUCCACAGAUUUCAAUCUGUAUGAUCCUCUUCUACUGAUAUCACAGGAACUACACUGGAAACACAUUACAUUUCUUUGUGCACAUUUAAGAGAGUCUCUGUUUAUAGAAAUACAAUAAUAUAACUUGAUGUGUUGCAUAUCAUUAAACAUCUAUAGUUAUGUGUUUGCUCACGAGUGAAGAUUGUUUUAAGCAUACACAUUAUAUUCCUUUUAUUAUUAUAUUUUGAUACGUAUUGAUAUUAUGAUCACACAUCUCAGAAAGCAGUUCGAUGUUUUAGCACAUUUUCAAUGUUAUGGUAUUGGACUAACUGCAUCACCUCUCUGACUCUGGAGCUCAGAUAUGGAUUUGUGUUCUUGUGCGUGUUCUGUAAAAACAAUGCAUUUUUAAAAGGGGUCUGUACAGAUGUUUUUAUUUUGCGGUGCAUUGGAAGAGCUUCAGUUAUUUUGUUAAACUUUUUUUUAAUCUUAUACGGUGCAGAUUGUGUUGUUUUGGAUAAUUUUGUAAAAAAUAAAACUUUGUUA